This is a messenger RNA of Pestalotiopsis fici W106-1, 1920 nucleotides long. RefSeq lists its product as uncharacterized. The transcript has 5 exons. Bases 1 to 1920 code for a protein of 639 amino acids. Gene Ontology annotation, cellular component: nucleus. Gene Ontology annotation, biological process: regulation of DNA-templated transcription. Lineage: Eukaryota; Fungi; Ascomycota; Sordariomycetes; Amphisphaeriales; Sporocadaceae. Gene Ontology annotation, molecular function: DNA-binding transcription factor activity, RNA polymerase II-specific; transcription cis-regulatory region binding; zinc ion binding. The record is from RefSeq and is a predicted model, not a curated record.
AUGUCGGCACCAUAUGGCCAAGCCUGCGCGGGAUGCGUCAAGGCGAAAUGCAAAUGCGUGUCCCGAGGUGCUGGUAAUUGUGAACGAUGUCACCGGCGAGGGAUGGAAUGCCGUCAAACAGAUGGCAUAAGGAAACGCAGUUCCAGGAAGCAGCCGGAUAUCAACCACAGAACAUCGCAGCUAGAGGAGAGGCUGAAUGAUUUGGUCGAGAUAUUGCGUCUGCAGCAGGUACCAGGGCCAAGGCCUCAAGUACCGGCACAAGAGACCGAUUCGCAGACAACAGUGAGCCCGUCCAGCGGCAAUCAUGCAGCCUCUGGGGCGUACUUGACUCCGCCGACUGCCAUUGCGAGCUUGGGGUCGCAGGCCGCCAUAGAAGCCUCCCCGAAUCCGGCAAAGGCGUUUGAAGAUGACCUGACCCCCUUUGAGGCCGAGGGCAUUCUACAGAGAUUUCGAACUGGCUAUUUGACCAUGUUUCCUUGUGUCUAUAUCAGAUCGGACACGACGGCGCAGCAGCUCCAGCAGUAUCGACCCUUUUUGUGGCUGAAUAUCAGGACAGUUUGCGAAAAGUCUGCUCCCAAAAUGCAUGCCAUGGGAGAUCAUAUCAGAGAAUUGUUGGGACGGAAAGUACUCGUGGAGCUCGAGCGUGAUGUUGAUGUGCUCCUUGGCUUGAUGGUAUACUUGGGAUGGGCAACACACCAGACUCGUGGAAAGGGCUUCCAAGCACGUUAUGCCAAUCUAGCCAACUCGUUGAUUCAAGACUUACGACUUGACCAACCGUUCAACCCCAAUGCAGGCGGAAAUUGUUGGUUUCCUCAAAGCAAGAUGCCGACUACGUCUCCUGAGCAUACUCAUGAGCAACGCCGGGCAGUUAUUGGCACAUUUGUAUUAAGUUCCAGUAUAUCGAGCUUUCUGAAAAUCGACGUGACGAGAUGGAAUUCCCACAUGGAAGAAAGUCUUGAAAAGCUCGCCGCGGAUCCAGAGUGCCCGGGAGAUGAGCUUCUAGUAGCCAUGGCCAGGGCCAAGGUGAUUGUCAACGACGUGGGCCGCUUGACGUGGAGGCGGACGGGCAAUGACUUGUCAACGUCGCCGUCAGUAUAUGUGAAGCCGCUCAAGGAUAGAGUGCUAGCAAUACGGCGCUCGCUGAAGCCGGAACUGGUCGAAAACAGAGCCCUCCAGUCUCAUCUCUACAAUGCCGAAGUGCUCAUUGGGGAGAUGGCCAUCUUCCACAGCGCAACAACCAUAACGCCCUCGUAUAACUGCCCGUUUCCCAGCGCCUUGCCGCUCCCAGCAACGCAAUCCUCGUCACAAGCAGCCGGAACCAGCAGCAGCAGCAGCAGCAGUAGCCCACAGCCGCCACCUGGCCUACGCCCCAUUGACAUGCCGCGACUCGAGACGCUCCACGAGUGCCUCCACAGCAUCAAGCAGUGCAUCACGACGAUCCAAUCCUUUGAGCCCGCCGCCUGGCCGACCUUUCCCUUUGCCGUCAUGGGCCACAUGUCGCACUCGCUGCAGAUGCUCUACCGGCUCUCGGCGCUCGACUCGGAGCCCGACUGGGACGCGGCCGCGGUCCGGCGCGACUUUGACGUGAUUGCCGUCAUCCACCGCGUCGCCGACACCAUGUCCCGCGUCGCCGAUGCCGCCGGCCUGACGGGCGAUCCCGAACUGGGUCCGUACGGGGACAUGUUUUCCAAGGGCGUCGGCACCCUCCGCGCCACGGCCGCCAUCUGGGGGUCGGCGCUGCCUCCACUCGAGGACCCGGCGGCAACGUCUUCUUCCUCGGUUUCUUCGGCGGCGGCAGCCGCUGCGGGCCCGUUUGAUGCUGCCAGCGAUACGGCCGGGCUAGACACUAUGGCCAUGAUACUAGAUUUUCAAAACGACCCCUGGCUGACCGAAUUAUACAAUUCAUGGGAGGGGAUAUAG